UGCGAGCAUUGCAAUUGGUGGAAGACACAGCAACCAGGCUGGGAAAGUAAAAUCAAAAUAGCGACCAAGCAGGAGAGACAGAAAGAGCUCCCACCAAGAAAAUGCAACGCUCUAAAUCGCACAUUUUUGAGGGGGACAUAAAGCGGUUUGAGGCAGAGAGACGCCAGUCCAAGCGUGCAGAAGUAAGACUCCAGAAUGGACUACAUGAUUUGGAGGAGGCAAGAUUUUAUUGCAUUGACAGAAUGAUCAAAGAACAGAGACGGAUCCAGAGAGACCUGAUAAGAAUAAAUAAUGGUUAUUCCAAGAAGGUGGCAGUGGAUAAUUUCAGACUACUGUAUCCAGAUAAUAGCACUUCAGCCAGAGGAAAGUCUGGCUCCAGCAAAAUCAUUUUACCUACCAUCCCAGGUGUAAAGGAUCACGCUGUCAUACUGGAGUCAGGAAGAAGCAGGACACAGAGCUGCUACUUUACAAAGGCGGGCAAGAUUGGGAUGCCCUCUAGUGCCUCUCUCGCUCUACAGAUACAGAUCAAUGAUUUCCUCAAUGGGUUCAGUACCAAGCAGGGAAAAUCCAAUGGGCACACAGAAGCAGAGGAGACCAAGCCUUCCACGCCAUCCAGCAAGCUCAAAACCCCCUCAAUCAACAGCAUCAACAUGUCAGGCCUGAAACACUGCAUUGCCAAACACGUGAGUAUCCCUGAGAAACCAACAGGCCUGGAUGUGGCCAAUGGAAGAGAAAGCCAAGCAGCAGAUGGCCAAAUGGAGCAGGAUGCGAGCGAUGCCGAGGCAAAUAGCAAUGUCUCCAGUGAUCAGGCCCAAAGGCAAAUCAAAUCCAGGGAGUCCACAAGCAGCCCGCAGCUCUCAGCGUGCCAAGAAAGCACUCCAUAUGAUUCCGAGUUUUACGCUCCAGACGGACUGCCCAGAACCAUGCAUACCAUGCCCAGUUUUCUUGAGGCCUUUGCGGAAGCGAAGAAAGCGAGGUACAUCCGGCACCGAACCAAAACCGAUGAUGAGAAGGAACUGACGAUCAGUGAAAUUUUUGGAAAGAGAAGGGAACGUGUCCAAGAUAUCGUUGUAAAAGAGGUGGAAACCAGCAAUGAAAAAUACUUCACAGGAAAAAAUACAGUUUAAAGGAAUACUCCGGGAUCUAUUCGAACAAAUAAAAAUAACACAUCUGUCCCAAAUAUGCUUGGGUUGCAAUCUCAGUGGUUGAGCUGAGACAGUGCCUGAUGGUGCCUCCAGCACUGACUCCACUGCAGUUUGCAAGGUGAAUGGGAGGGCAGAUUGUUAGCUUGGGACUGGCAGGUGCAAGUGUGACCAGACACCUCUGCCUGUCCCAGCCUUGUUCUGUCCAAAUGAAGAGUGGCGAGUGCUUGUCCCCCUUGACCCAAGCACUAGUCCAAUCAACCCCAAGCAAAGGGACCAAUGUGUGUAUCGUAGAAAGAAAAAAUGCCCAGUUCAGACUCCAUAUGUUUCUUUGCAGAGGCCUGUAUAGCUCACCACUGAGCAUGCUGGCCACUGCUGCAACAUUGCUACUAAGCCCUGGCUUCAAAAUUCCUGCUUCAUUGCCCUUGAUUCUCUCACUUAAUAAAAAUCUAUCGCUCUCAGUCUUGAAAGUUCCAACAGGCGCCGUAUCUCAGCCUUCUGGGGGAGAGAAUUCCAGAUUCCUGCCACCUUUGAAGAAAAUAGCAGAGUUCUGCGCACAGAUUGGAUAAAUACACUGCAGUCUUUUGUUGUCAACCUGAGUACGUAGUUGGCAGCAACUUCUGUCUGCCAGCUUGUGUCGCACUCACACAGGUGAGAUCACUAGCUGCAAUGUAGAUUCAGCUUACAUUCUGCCCAGCCAACCGGGCAAGCAGCUCAUUUCUUUGAUGAAAAGGGAAACCACAAGGACAGCUGGAGGGACAGCACAUGAAGAUUGGCCCACAUUUUGCUGCCAAAGUAACAAGUUUAAUGUGUAUUUCAUUAUUAAUGUAUAAAUCAUUCAUCAACUUGUGGUGGGGAAGAGAUAACCCAUGGAUUACGGAUCUCUGGAUAAUCGGUGCUGCCCAACCAUUCACCUUGCACAAAUGACAUCUUGCCCCAAACGUUCCCAUGAAUUGAAAUUCAUGAAAUUGUUGUAUUUGUAUAUUAAUUGACCAUUAAACCUGUGAUAGAAAGUGAGGGCUGGAAAUUAACAACAGAACUACUUUUUAAUGAGAUUUAUGUUCAUGCAAUGCUGUGCAACCUUCCUAGCCCGGAAAAGGAACAAUUUAAACAGUGGAGUCUCAUUCCUACAGGUAAUAAAUUGUCCUUGGAGAUUAAUUAUUUUUCUAUUUUUCCUUUCUCGUCUCUAUUUUUUCUUGGUCUUUUGAUGUAAGCCAAUUAACAACAUGCUGCCAUUAGUCCAAAAAUACAUUCUGAUUACCACACAAUUGACUUUCAAUGCCAGUGCAAUGCCAGAUACAUAGGCAAUUGGCUGAUCAAAUCAAACAGCAUGUUCUUUCAGUUAUCCAUAAUGGGAGAAUACGGACCCAUACUCAACCAGCCCAGGCUUGCAAACCCAAAUCGAACGCCUACUGUUAAAUGUGAUUUCACGAUUGGGUGAUACUGAGUGCGCUGACAACCAAUUUAAGAGAAUCAGUUAAGCUCGUAAUGUGGCUCAUUUAUGCUUGCUAGAAGCGACAUUGAUUCAUAGGCAGGGUUUGAAGCCAUUCCUCGCCCAAUCCAGCCUCCAGAAAAAUGGCCAUGAGUCAGGGCCAGAAUGGAGAGCCAGCAUCCAGGAAAUUCCUUGCCUGCCUGCUUCUGUUCCUUCCCCAAAACUGUAUUAUGGAGAAGACAUACUGACAGUGUAACAACCAGAGUAAACUAAAACCAAAGGGGCCACAGAGAUACAGCAAGCCUCUCACCUUCAUCUGUUUAAAAUAUAUGAGUGAUGCUUAUUAACUAGCAGACUUGCAAUUAAUGUUGAUAAAUGUUCAAUCUUUAUUCUUGCUUUUAGCAUCAAUGUUAAUGAAAAUACUUAUAAAAAGUUUAGAUGUGCCAAAUGCUUUUUAAUAGCUUUAGUUGAAUAUUUAAAUCUUUGUUGCAAAAUUUAAUCAUACCAAUUGGUUCUCCAAAGCAAAAUAGGAGUCUACAGCAUGAAGUAUAUGAAACAGCUGCUUAAGAUUAAGAGAAGUGUAAAUUUCUGGUCUAUAGCACCAAGUCAAAUGUAUGUAUAAACCUGUGGCAGAACAAAUUAUAUCUAGUAUCUAUAUUGAUUUAUAGAUGGAUUCUGCAAAUAAAAUGUAGCCCACUAUGAUACCUUUAUACUGAUUAUAAGACUUCUUAAAAUUCACUUUAAAAAUGAGUAUCACAAUCCAUCAGCAUAUAAAUGCAUAAUCUCUCCAAUCAUCUUUCAUUGCCUGAUUUUACCCUUUAAUAUGUUGCUACGUCAUUGUAUGUGUGAACUCUUUUCACAGAUUUUUACUGGGAUUUAUACACAUUUCCUGAUUUAUAUGAAUGAAAACUGAAAUGUAAUAUUUCUGUUCUCUCAUUUAGAAUCAUAGAAUUGUUACAGGAGGCCAUUCAGUUCAUCAGGUUGAUGCUGGGUCUUUUGUGCCAUUGUGAUAACUUGUGAAGUCACUAAAUGUAUGGAAUAAGGUGGGAAAUGUAAAAGAGAAAAGCAGAAUUCUACUUUUUAAAUGUCUGUAUUAAUUAUAAAACAAGUAAUGAUGUGACCUUUCUUGUCAGUGCAAAAUAAGAACAUACUUAAUAAAAUUGUGUGUGUAAUUGU
Molecule: messenger RNA, 3750 nt
Organism: Carcharodon carcharias (great white shark)
Lineage: Eukaryota; Metazoa; Chordata; Chondrichthyes; Lamniformes; Lamnidae
Product: coiled-coil domain-containing protein 190
Exons: 4
Coding region: 102-1127 (341 amino acids)
Source: RefSeq, a predicted model, not a curated record